Messenger RNA from Paramecium octaurelia, 2253 nucleotides. NCBI's taxonomy places the organism in Eukaryota, Ciliophora, Oligohymenophorea, Peniculida, Parameciidae. The record is from the annotation of a GenBank genome assembly.
UCAAGAUCAAGUUAAAAAUAUGGAGAAUCCAUCAGAAUUCAUACUUGGAGAGAAUUUAUUGAAAUCACCACCAAAUUUUGAAAUGGCCAAAAAUCAUAAUGUGAGUAGAAUAUAUUAUUUAAAGAGAGCUCAAAUUAUCCAUAAUGGGAUCAUAAAUAAUUUAGAUAGAUGUCUUUGUUGUUCUUUGCCAAUAUAAACAACUAAAUAUUCCAUCCUUACUGAUAUAAAUGUGUUCAGCGAAUAUGGCACCUCAUACAAAUACCUUAAGUUAUUGAAAACUUAUUUUAUACUUCUAAGCAUAUUUUUGUAAUUAUGAUGACUAUUUCGCAGCAUUAUUGCUGGGCUAUACAAUUUGAUCUAGAAUACCAAAGGAGACCUAUGUAUAAAAAGUCAAAGUUGUAAGAUGAAUUUGAAUAAUUAGUCAUCACUAUUAAAUCGAUUAGACCCUGAACAGUAUUGUAUAGUGAUAAUUCCUAGUUAUUAAGAUGACGUUUUGGAUGUAUUAUAUGCAAUUGCAAUAAUUGCAUAAUUAGUCUUCGUCCGAUAUCUAACAUACUAAACAAAUGAUUAUUAUAAUGUGGAUCAUGAUUAUGAUAGUGAAAAAACAAUAAAAAGUUGCUCAUUCCAAAUUUCAUCAAUAAAUCUAAAAUGGAAAAAAAAUGAUAUCUUAAAUUAUUUUAGAAAUGGCAUGUUGGAUGAAAUCCCGGUUCAAUAUAAUAUAAUUGACUGUUGUUUAAUUUAUGAUAUUAACUAUUUAGAAAAUGAAUUGAAAUUGUAAGUAAUAAAUGUUUAACAAACUGAAAAUAAUGGCAGGUUAAUAUUAAAUUAAAAAUUUAGGUCAUUGAAAGAUAUUAUAAGGAAGACUGUAAAUUAAUUUUAUGUUAUGAAUAAUAGCAACAAAUAUUUGAAGUUCACAGGUAGUGUAUAUAUAACUCUUUCUGAUGAAGUAAUAAAUUUUAUUCUAUAUUUAAGUAAGAAGCAAAAAAUUUUAAAAAAUGCUUUAAAAGGAACUUUUCUCUGAAAGAAUGCCCAAGACCUUCAGAUGUAAUUUGGAAGAAAAAGAUAUCAAAUGGCAACCCUAACUUACAAUUAAUCAAGACUGCUAUUGCAUGUUGCGGAUGGUUACCUAAUAUAGCAAUUGAAGUGGCAAAAAAUGAUUAUAUUUUGUCAAAUCCUGGAAAAAGUUAAGAUUAACUCUAGAUAAAUACACUUUUGAGCUUGGCAACUGCUCUGAUUUUAUUUCUUUCUACAAAAAUUUGUAUAUACACUAUUGAGAAUUAUGUCCAUUAAAGUUCCCACGAUUCAAAGCGUCAAUUUUGGAAAUAAUAUUUAUAACUAAACGAAUUUCUCAUAUGUAUUAUGUUUUAUUUGUAUCCCCCAAUAUUUGUUGCCGUCUACUCUGGUGAAGGCAGUAGAUAAGAAAAAUUGUGGAGAGCAGGUGGGUUAAGCGAAGAUAUCAUUUUGAUUAUUUUAGUAAAUGGCGUUGUAUAAAUAUUAUUUACUAUAAUGGAUAUUAGACAAGCUUGGAAAUUAAUACAAUUUAUUUAUUACAAAUAUUUCAAUUAAGAAUCAAAUUUAACAUAAUUUGAGGCUAACAAAUUACUUUCAAAAAAAUUUAAUUUUCAUUAAAAGAGAGUUGAUCUAACUAUUUUGGUUUUUUAAUGUAGCUAUUAUGGUUAUUUGUAUCCAAUAUGCUAUCCUAUAACCCUGAUAUCCAUUUUAAUUAUCUACUGGUUAAAUAAGUAUUAAUUUAUAAAUUAUGGAACUAAUGAAUAGGUUUAAUUUAAAUAUCGAUUGCCUAAAUUAUUGAUAAUGAUGCUGGUAUUAUCGUAGUUAGGAUCUACUCAAAUUAUUAAGGUUACAUUUUUAGGUUAUACCUCUGGUUGGACAUUCAGCUAUAUAUUUUAUGCUUAAUGUAUUAUUCUAAUGUAUAUAUUUUUAAAAUAACCUGAAUGGCUUUUUAAAAAGCGAACCUCAACUAUUAAAACAAAUCUUGACUUACAAGGUAGCCUUUAAAAUAAUCAAUUAUAUUAUAAAUAUAACCCAGUAGUAAAUGAGAAUUAUUAGUCUAUCUUAUUUUCAGAGAAUUAACAAUCAAGCUUACUAAUUACCUAACUUUUGCUCGCAAAAUAAUCAAGAUAAUAAAAAUAUUACAAUGCUCUCUAAAUUAAAUUGCUGAGAGAAAUUGAAUAGAUCUAGAAAAAAGAUAUGCCAAGAAAUCAAAUAAGGCCUAAUUUAGAAGAUGUCAAUUGA